AUGAGUGGUGGCUUUCCUCAAGGUGAGAAUCAAGAUUAUGGUCAAUCUAUUCCUAGGCAGGCACCUGAGUACAAGCCUAAAAUUUCAUAUCCUCAGAGACUUCAGAAAGCGUCCAAGGACAAGCAAUUUUCCAAAUUUUUGGAGGUCUUUAAGAAGCUUCAGAUCAACAUUCCUUUUGUAGAGGCCCUUGAGCAAAUGCCUCUUGAUGCCAAGUUUAUGAAGGAGUUAUUGAGAAACAAGAGAGAUUGGAAGGAAAGUGAGACAGUGAGAGCUUUAUGUGAUCUUGGAGAUAGCAUCAACUUCAUGCCUCUUUCAUUGAUGAGAAACCUCCAAAUUGAUGAGGUAAAACCUAACCACAUUUCUUUUCAACUUGCUGACCGUUCUAUUAAAUACCCCCUUGGUGUUGUUGAGAAUUUACUUGUGAAAGUAGGGCCUUUUAUCUUUCCUGCUGAUUUUGUCAUAUUAGAUAUGGAAGAGGACAAAAAUGCCUCUAUUAUUCUUAGAAGACCCUUUUUAGCUAUAGAAAUAGCCCUUAUUGAUGUUCAAAAGGGUGAAUUGACUUUGAGGGUCAAUGAAGUGGAAAUUGUCGUUAAUGUAUUUGAGGCUUUUAAACACCUUGGUGAUUCUAAGGGUUGUAUGAGAGUGGAUCUUGUUGAACCACUUGUUCAAGAAGUGUUUGAAGCUGAAGAGUUUGAUGAUGCUUUGGAUUCCCUUUCUGAGGACAAUUUGCUUGAGAUUGAUGAUUCACCACCUUAG
Messenger RNA from Arachis ipaensis, 756 nucleotides. RefSeq lists its product as uncharacterized. The record is from RefSeq and is a predicted model, not a curated record. NCBI's taxonomy places the organism in Eukaryota, Viridiplantae, Streptophyta, Magnoliopsida, Fabales, Fabaceae.